Molecule: messenger RNA, 3557 nt
Organism: Acipenser ruthenus (sterlet)
Lineage: Eukaryota; Metazoa; Chordata; Actinopteri; Acipenseriformes; Acipenseridae
Product: trace amine-associated receptor 13c-like
Exons: 3
Coding region: 362-1495 (377 amino acids)
Biological process (GO): chemical synaptic transmission; G protein-coupled receptor signaling pathway, coupled to cyclic nucleotide second messenger
Cellular component (GO): dendrite; membrane
Molecular function (GO): neurotransmitter receptor activity; G protein-coupled serotonin receptor activity
Source: RefSeq, a predicted model, not a curated record
CUGUGUAGUUGCAGUGUUCUGCACAGUGUGAUCGGGACUGCCAUAGAUUAUCAGUAAUUGUUAGAUCAGAUCAAAAGAGUGGGGCUAGGAUUUGGAUUGGUGUUGACUGAGUGUAUCUGGAUAAAACAGGAGCACAGGUUACUGUAACUGCUCUGCUUUUUAAAAAAGAGGAUCUUUGACAGGACACUUUACACUGCAAGGCACCCAGGAACACAACUUGGUUGGCUUCUAACUGAUACAGCAAGAUGCAGGGACGUCCUGCAGACUGGGAAUCAGACCCCUGGAUCCCCCUAUCCUAGGGGAGCCCCCCCAGCAGAGAGGGAGGAAGGGAGAGAGAGAUAGGAUCUCCACUGCGUCUGUCAUGCCAACCCUCCUUAGUAACCUGACUGGGAGGUCUGGGUUGCUGGUCGACCCCACAGGGGACCCCAACCUCACAGCAGCAGUCCAGACUGGGGUCCCCCUGGCCCCAAUCUGCACGUUGUGCUGCUGUGGCCUGCUAAACCGCACUCUGGCAGUGGUCUUCAUGGUCAGCCUGGCGAUCGCUAUCAUCCUUGGCAACGUUAUCACGCUCACAGUCUUCCUACAGACCCGGCAGUUCCGCACACCGCAAGGAUACCUCAAAAUGUCUCUGGCGCUGGCAGACAUGAUGGUUGGCAUGCUGGUGGCACCCUUCUCCAUCUACACAGAGAUCUUGCUGAUGGUGACCAGCUCUCCGCCGGCGUGGUACCAGGGGAGUGAGGGGGUCUCCUCAGGGGGCCUCCUGGGUCCCUGGCAGCCCUGCAAGCUGAUUGGGCCUGUGUUUGCUGGUUGCACCUUCGUGUCCAUCAGCACCAUCUUUCUGAUGACUGUGGAGCGCAGCGUGGCCAUCCUCAAGCCGCUGCACAAGGACACUAUGGUGACACGCCACCGCACCCUGCUCCUCAUCACCCUCUCCUGGACGGCCAGCUUCCUGCUGGCCAUGGCCCCUCUGAUCCUCAGUGACGCCUUCACCCUGGAGUACAACGAGUGCAGCCGCAUGUGCAACUACACCCCCUUGUGGAAAGACAGGCUGCCACCUCCAAAUGGGAAUAUCAUGCUGCUCUUCCCAGUGUUUGACUUCACCUUGCUGGGGGGGACCCUGGUGGUCAACAUCCUCUCAUUCUCCAGCAUCAGACGGUACUCCCGCAAGCGCAAGUUGCUUGCGGAAGGGGGUUCAGGGGGGGGCAUUCACAACUGGUGCACGCACAGACCCUCGUUCUCGGACAUCAAAGCGGCCAAGACAAUUGGCAUCCUGACAUUUGCUUUCACGGCCUCCUUCACCCCCAUCGCCACUUUUGUGUUGGGCAAUGUGGUGGGAUACCAGUGGUGCAACUUCUCCUUCUUCGCCUUCUGGAUCCUGACCUCAAGCAGCUGCUGCAACGUCAUCAUCUACAGCGUGCGGGACCAGCGAUUCCGCAAAGGCGUGACACUGCUCUUCCGCAGAGGCCCUGCACCCCCCCCAGGGGAGAAGAGUUGAAAUUCCCAGUGUACUAAACAAGCGCAAUACUGUUAGCGACUUUAGGGAAUGCUUUAUGGCAGCAGUUUUUCUUUGCAGUUCAGCCUUAGAUGAAAAUAUAAUUAUGGGCAUUCCUGCAUAAAUUUGCAAAAAUGGGGUGUAGAUGAGGGUUCUAAAAUAUUAUAUUAUUACAAUUGCAUGAUGUUAAAAACUCUUGAAAGCAUGUUUUAAACAGUCAUAAUUAGCAAACCUUUAGAAGGCAGUAUGAAAAACACUCUUCCCUAACCAUUUGACUUUGACUGCAGCAAGGAUACAUUGUCUUCAGCAAGAACGAGUGAUCUGUAGGAUGUGAAGAGAAAGGGUAUUUCGUACCCGCAUUAUCCUCUUCAAUUUAAAUGAAGACCAGAUUAAGCACAGGUACAGGCUCGGCAGCCACAUAACUCUUGAGCUGCUGUCUGAUUUAAAAGAUGACCUGGAGCCUGUCACCCAGAGAAGCCAUGCUAUCCCUGCAGUGGUCAAACUAUUGUCCACCCUGCAUUAUCUUGCCUCUGAGUCCUUUCAGGGGACUGUGGCAGCUCUUGCUGGCAUUUCCCAGUCCGCUUUUUCUCGUGCGUUGCCAGUUGUGCCGAAUACAUUUUUUAUGCAAACACCCAAAUACCUAUUUUUCCCUAAAAGAAGGGUGUAUUUACAAGCCUUGAAAAACAAUUUCUGUGACAUUUCUGGUUUCCCCAACGUGUUGAGAGCAAUAGACUGCACACAUCUGUCGCUAACCCCUCCAGCUCAUUCUGAACAUCUGUAUAGGAAUAGGAACACACCUAUUCUAUUAAUGUGCAGGUGGUUUGUAAUUGUGCACAAUUUAGCAAUGCACCACUGACUAACAGUAUACAUUUGGCUUAUAGGCUUAUAGGCUACACAUGAUAAUUAGUGGUAUAAUGCAAAAUUUGUUGCUGGUCCCUUGAAAUUCGUAUUAAUAAGAACUGACUGUCCUUCUGCAAGUAUCAUAACUUGUCAAUGCGGCACCAUGAUCUAUUGUGUGUUAUAAGCUACUAAGUAAGUUAGAAAUAAUAAUAAUAAUAAUAAAAAAAUGCUGAAAUUAUUUCGUUUCAAUUUAAAGUAAUCUUUUAUUUGCAUUGUACACCAGUGUGUAGGCUACAAUGCAGAAGCAUGAUUUAUUUUGUGUUACCGGUAGCCUACGGGCUAAAGUAAAAAGAAAGUGCGCCUGGUAUUCAUUUGAUUUUACUACUGUACUGUAUACUGUAUAGGCCUACUGUACAGAUUUAUAUUUUUACAUAAUGUAAUGUGUAGCCUACCCAAAAUACAUUAGAGUUAUUUCAGCACAAUUAUUUAUACAUUUAAAAUACAUUGAGCACUAUAAAUGCAUGUGUGUGUGAUUUUAUUGUAUUUUUUUAAAACCUGACACCUCCUUAUGUUGGACAAACAUGUCCGGUUUAGCGAGGGACUAGUGAAUGAUUAUGAAAAGCUUUUUGGGGGUGAAGGUGGGGGCCCCACUAUAGAAUCUGAUGGGAUUAAACUGCCUUUAAUUAUUUAAAAAUGACUCUUGCAAUGCUAGAGAUCUCACUAAGAGAACGCCACAAAUAUUUAAAUUAGUAUAUUGCAGCUCUCUUCAUUAACAUAUUUUUCUCUUAGUACAUAUAACAAAAUGUAUACCUUGUGAACUGCGCAACGAAAAUGCUAAUUACUGGCCCAUCUUAGUACAUCUACCCCUCAGUUUGUUAAAAAGAGUUUCAGUUCAAAGGUAGCCCACAGUUAAUUAAUAAUUUUGUAUUAUUUUUAAGCUAAUCUUUAAUAAAUGAGUUUUUAAUUUAAAAAGCUGACCUUGGCAGCAUUAUCAAUUACCCCUUCAUGGAACAGUCUUUCUUGUCUGCUGUUUAAAAAAAAAUUACAAGUCUUAGAUUUAAUUCGUUAAAAAAUGUUGUACCCCACAUAUUAAUUACAUGGAUUUAUAUUUUCGAAACUACCAGCUAAAAGGGUAAUUGAAUUAGACCUUCAAUGUGUUUCACUGUCUGUGAAUCUGCUGGAACUGUAAAUACUGUAUAAUUUCAUGUUAUAUUAUUGACUGACA